AUGGACAAACGCGAUAAUGGAAUUGAGAACACAACAACAGAUGUUGGAGUUCAGCACCGACUUGACGCUCCGGUUCACUCAUCGUCUGUUCGUAGACCAUCGUCCAGUCAUUCUAUUUCAGAGGACGAUCUGGAUCAGAAUGCUCCGUUUGUGCGCAAGCGCGCUUACGUUUCUGCGCACCAAGCCGUUGAACCCGAACAACCAGGCGUGUUUUCUACUCUCUACUCCCCGCGACUGUGUUCCUCUCCUUUUCCUCCGGUUUCUGGACAGUGCACUUCCAGUUCAUCAUGCCAGCUACUCUUGGCCGCGCCCCAGCGAACUUUGUCCACGAACUCACACACCGUUAAUCCUAAGAUAACACAUCUACCUCAUCGCCGUAGCUCUCGGUCAAUCCCAGCGAACUCGGUGAAAUCUCGGACUUCUAAUCAAAUGAAGCAAUCGGCUCUCCCAGGGGUUCAUUAUACUGCCAGCGCCAAUCCGGUUUCCAUUGACUGUUCCCCUGUCGUAGAAAAUGCAGCCACGCAUCCUCCUGUUGCUACCAGUGAAGUGUCUUCCUUGCUUACGCACAGAAGUGGCAAUGAUGCUUCUUUUGAGUCAGGCAAACUACCAGAUCCGGCUUUACCUGAUGGUCACAUUUUUCCUCGUCGAGCGAAGUCACAUAACAAAUGUGUCCGACCCAAACGACAGCAAUGA
This is a messenger RNA of Dicrocoelium dendriticum, 693 nucleotides long. The record is from the annotation of a GenBank genome assembly. NCBI's taxonomy places the organism in Eukaryota, Metazoa, Platyhelminthes, Trematoda, Plagiorchiida, Dicrocoeliidae.